Molecule: messenger RNA, 666 nt
Organism: Amyelois transitella
Lineage: Eukaryota; Metazoa; Arthropoda; Insecta; Lepidoptera; Pyralidae
Exons: 4
Coding region: 1-666 (221 amino acids)
Source: RefSeq, a predicted model, not a curated record
AUGAAAGCGUCGCGGAUGGAGCGGCCAGGGCGGCGUGCGAAGGCCGGGUCGCUCAGCGGGCUCUCGGGCCCCGGGGUCCUCUCUGGCCCGCCGGGGGGUACGCCCAGUGUGCGUCGGCAGCGCUCCCUGGAGUGGGGCGGUGACCGGUACAGUAGCAGCGAUGAUGACCGGCCGCCUCAGGCCCCCCCACUCGCAGAUAGAGUGUUCGCUUCGCUUCUCGCUCAGGCAACGCAACAGUUUGAUGAUGAACAGCGUCGUAUAUAUGGUUCAGAAGGUGGGGAGGACCUGCCUCGUUUUGUCAGUAGCCCACAAAGGCAAUCUUCACCAUUUCCACACGAGAGUACUAACCGGCGCUUCUAUAGAAGAAACAGGAACUCUAAAGGUGAAGAGAUGUUUAAUGGUGAGCAAGGUGGCACAAUGUCACGGCGGAGGCGUGCUGAUGAUUUCACGCUUGACGGCAAUGGACGAGCGCGCCACUGCCUUACCAAUGGUCCUACCAACGGCACAGGCAGCGAGCGAGAAUGCGACUCGCCGCCGGAGCCGGCGCCGCCCGAGGUGCCGCCGCGCGGGCCCUCGCUGCACGUCACUUUACGACACCGGCCCGUGCCGUGCGAGCAGCCGGCUGAGCCCGACCGCCUCUACUUGUCCGAAGGUAAAAGGCUUUAG